Messenger RNA from Juglans regia (Persian walnut), 939 nucleotides. RefSeq lists its product as uncharacterized. The transcript has a single exon. Lineage: Eukaryota; Viridiplantae; Streptophyta; Magnoliopsida; Fagales; Juglandaceae. The record is from RefSeq and is a predicted model, not a curated record. Bases 1 to 939 code for a protein of 312 amino acids.
AUGGUAUCAGACGACCACACCUCAAACGAGACUACGAUUCCUAACUCAGAUAUGUCUUCUUCCCAAAAUCCAAACAACCAACCUUUCUCUCCCACCGAAACACCACUGGUAGCUCUCAAUAUCACAGCUCAAAUUAAUGAGAAGUUAACCCCCUCCACAUUUUCGCAAUGGCGUGCCCAAUUUGAAGCUCUUCUCAUUGGGUACGACCUAUUAGACUAUGUAAAUGGUCUUUCGGUGUGUCCAUCAUCUGAUGGCACUCCCUCAUUUGCCCUAAAAAUAACCCAUUGGGUUCGGCAGGACAAGUUGAUUCUUAGUGCCAUUCUUGCCUCAACCUCCAACACCAUCACUCCUCUUAUAGCUACUGCUAAAACAUCUCAUGAGGCAUGGAAAAAAUUGAAUCAUAUGUAUGCUAGCAGAUCUCGAAUGAGGGCUAUGCAAUUCAAGGAAGAAAUUACCUUGAUUCAAGAGGGAAAUCGCUCGAUUCCAAAAUAUCUCCAUGCCGUAAAGGCUCUGGCUGAUGAGAUAGCUCUAAUCGACCAUCCCAUAUCUGAUGAUGAUCUAACCCUUUACAUUCUUAAUGGUUUGGGUUUUGUUUUCAGGGAAAUAGCCGCACCAAUCCAUGCGCGAGAAAGAUCCUUGACCUUUGAAGAGCUGCAUGAUCUUCUCGUUAGCCAUGACAGCUAUCUCCGGCAGCUUGAGUCUGCAACUCAAAACCUUGUGGUGUCGGCGAACUAUACACACCGCAAGCCAAAUUCUGGAAAUUCUUCCCAGAAGACCCACGGCAAACCAGCUGGUUUCUCAGAAACCAAGGCCAAGUUAAAGACUCAAAGUUUCACAACAAAGCAUCGGGCCGGCCCAAUAACACCCAGCGAAAGUACCAGCCCAGAUGCCAACUUUGUGACCAAAUUGGUCACACGGCCAAGUUGUGCUCUCAAUUAA